This is a messenger RNA of Neltuma alba, 2464 nucleotides long. RefSeq names its product D-amino acid dehydrogenase. NCBI's taxonomy places the organism in Eukaryota, Viridiplantae, Streptophyta, Magnoliopsida, Fabales, Fabaceae. Gene Ontology annotation, cellular component: cytoplasm. The transcript has 10 exons. Bases 848 to 2314 code for a protein of 488 amino acids. The record is from RefSeq and is a predicted model, not a curated record.
AUAUCUUGUUUGAACCUUGGAUGAUGUUUGAAAUUCUGAAAAGAAUAUAUUUUUUGGGCAAAAGAUACCGAUUUUGGUCUCAGGUUUCAAUUUCAUUCCUUAAUUAAAUUUUACAUAUAAAUUAAUUUCUCUGCAUUACAGGUCUCCAACAUUUGAUAUUUCGAUUCUCUUGUUGGUUUGGGUUUUCCUCACCCCAAGAAUGAAUCUGAUUACAGAACUGGAGACAAAAAAAUUGCCUCUGAUACGCAUACUUUUCUCCUUAAGAUAGUGAUGGAAAAAAUUGGACAAUUUUCACAGAAAUUGUAUAAAUCAAUAACCCUCUAUUAUUUUUCUGAGAUUGUUUUCCCUGAGUUCCUGCCCUUCUUUGUUUUGAAAGGUCAUUUGCUGGAAUUUUUGUGCCUACUCCUGCUUCUGAAAUAAUGUAAUGAAAUAGGUUGUCCUUUGGUGGUCGAAAUUGUUACAAUGUAUUUGGAUCAGGAAUAAGGUACAGUUUCAAAGUUUUGAAGGGAUUCAUGUUGGUGUAGAGCCCAAUCUGAGAAUUCCAGGGUCUCUAUCCUUGAUCGAUAAAUAUGUUUUCAAGCCUAUGUUGCUGCAACCUGAAGUGAUUUACAUGCAGGGUUAUAUGGUAGGAAAUGUUGUUACAGAUGAAGAUUAUGGUGGCAAUGCAUUGGUUCCAUUUGCUCAUGGGAUGGGCCUAAUCUCAAAUGAUAUCUGAGACCAGACUGGAAGGAGGAGCUUGUGAUGGUCAAACUUUCGUAUCUCAUUGCAAGCUAGCGCCAAAGUUUGAAACUUCAGAACGUCACAGUUCAGGCUCAUAGUAGAGGGGAGACAGUAGCAGAGGAAGACAAUGGCUCUAGCUUCAACAUUUUACCCAAACACUAUUCACACGCAUAAUAACAACACUCUCUCAUUGCGUACCACACGCUAUUAUGGUUCGACCUCGAAUUCGAUCUUGUUUGGCUCAGAACUUCUCCCAAGAUCCUUUUUCUUGUCCGCGGCAAAACCACACACCUAUCGAUUAUCUGAAAUCAGACCCAUCUCUGCAUCUCACGAAACUUUUGAUGUUGUGGUAAUCGGAGCUGGAAUCAUCGGGUUGACUAUCGCCCGCCAGUUGCUGAUCGAGUCGGACCUAUCGGUCGCCGUAGUUGAUAAGGCCGUUCCUUGUUCCGGUGCAACUGGCGCAGGGCAGGGAUAUCUGUGGAUGGUGCCCAAAACACCAGGGAGUGGAAAGUGGGAUCUUGCACUGAGAAGCUACAGACUGUGGAAUGUGUUGGCAGAAAGCCUACAGAAGCAAGGCUUGAAUCCUUUGGAGGAAUUAGGUUGGAAAAAGACUGGAAGCCUCUUAGUUGGCAGAACUCAGGCAGAGUCAGAUAUGGUGAAAAAGAGGGUUAAACAGCUCACUGAGGCUGGAUUGAAAGCAGAGUAUUUGUGUAGCAGUGAUCUAUUCAACAGGGAACCUGCUCUGUUGGUGGAUGAAGACAGUGCAGCCGCCUUUCUACCUGAUGACUGUCAAUUGGAUGCUCAUCGUACUGUUGCAUAUAUUGAGAAGGCUAACAAGCAUUUUGCAUUAAAAGGACGAUAUGCAGAGUUCUACAAUGAGCCUGUGAAAUGCUUAAUCAGAGGGGCCAGCAAAGGAGAGGUGGAAGCUGUCGAGACUAUCAAAAGGACAUUGUAUAGCAAGAAGGCUAUUAUAGUUGCGACUGGAUGUUGGACUGGUUCUGUGAUGCAUGAUUUGGUUAGAAACUGGGGAAUGCAGUUAAAUAUUCCUGUAAGGCCCAGAAAGGGUCACUUGCUUGUGCUAGAGAAUUUCCAUUCCCUACAAUUGAAUCAUGGUCUGAUGGAGGCAGGUUACGUUGAUCAUCAAACUGCAUCUUCACCACCUAUGGUUUCAGGGUUGGAAGGAUAUGAUCAUGGGCGAACCUUAUCUGUUUCAAUGACGGCAACUGUUGAUGCAAUGGGGAAUGUUCUUUUGGGAAGUAGCCGAGAAUUUGUUGGGUUCAGCACUGAUUUGGAUGAGUCUAUUGUCAAUCACAUAUGGAAACGAGCUGGAGAUUUCUUUCCCACAUUAAAAACACUUUCCCUUUCAGAUCUCAGUGCAAGUAGAAAUGUCAGAGUUGGAUUACGACCCUACAUGCCUGACGGGAAGCCAGUGAUUGGGCCUGUGCCUGGCUUGUCUAACUUGUUCCUUGCUGCUGGGCAUGAAGGGGAAGGGCUUUCGAUGGCCUUAGGGACUGCUGAAAUGGUCACUGAUAUGGUGUUGGGUCGUCCUACAAAAGUUGAUGAUGGACCUUUUUGUGUGCAUCGGUGCUGUUGAUGAAAUGCAUGCUGCUAAGAAGAAUUGUUAUUCUUGCAUUUGAAAAAGAUCUUGGUUAUGCUUUAGCAUCAUCAAGACAUGGGGUCAUCUUGUAACUUCCUGAAAUGACUGAUUUUUAGGUAUGAUGAUAUUAUGUUGUAAUAAAUAAAA